This is a messenger RNA of Python bivittatus (Burmese python), 1540 nucleotides long. The record is from RefSeq and is a predicted model, not a curated record. NCBI's taxonomy places the organism in Eukaryota, Metazoa, Chordata, Lepidosauria, Squamata, Pythonidae.
AUGACCAGGUACCUGGAUGAGUUGGAUGUCAUGAUGGUGGAGGAGGGCUUCACCACUAGGGAUCUCCUGGAGAGUCUCCUCCUCAAGGUGGCCCAGACGGUGAGGACCAAGACUAUUGCCUUUUUUGUGGCGAAUCUCGAGAAUGUGGUGAAGAAGCAUGUGCGCCUCCUCAAGGCCCUGCCCCGCGUCAAGCCCUUCUACCCCUUGAAGUGCAACGGCAGCAAGGGAGUGGUGCAGAUGCUGGCAGGGCUGGGGGCUGGAUUCAGCUGCACCAGCAAGACAGAGAUGGCCGUGGUGAAGAGUAUUGGAGUUCCACCAGAGAGGAUCAUCUGCACCAGCCCCUGCAAGCAGAUCUCCCUGAUCCGAUACGCAGCCAGCCAAGGGGUGCGGCUGAUGACUUUUGACAAUGAAGUGGAGCUCGGGAAGGUAGCACGGAGGUACCCAUCUGCCAGAAUGAUUCUGCAACUGGCUACUGAUGACUUCAGGUCCUCCAAUCAUCUGAGUGUGAAAUUUGGUGCCACCCUUAAAACCUGCCGACAUCUCCUCGAGAUUGCAAAGCAGAUGAACAUUGAGGUGGCGGGCAUCAGCUUCCACGUUGGAAGCAGCUGCGCCGACCCUCAGAUCUUCACACAAUCCAUAGCAGAUGCUCACCUGGUCAUGGAAAUGGGUGCAGAGCUAGGUUACAAGAUGCAUCUCCUGGACAUUGGAGGAGGACUUCCUAGUGCUGAAGAGUCUAGGAGGCGCUUCGAAGAGACAGCAGCUGUGAUCAACUCUGCCUUGGACCUCUAUUUCCCCGAAGGCUGUGGGGUUGAGAUCCUCGCUGAACUGGGGCGCUACUAUGUGAAUUCAGCCUUUACCUUGGUGGUCAACAUAAUUGCCAAGAAGGAAGUUCCUCUGGACCAGCCGGGCCCAGACGAGGAAGAACCUGAUGGCAAGAAGAGCUUCGUCUACCAUAUUAACGAUGGGGUCUAUGGCUCUCUUGGCUCGGUCAUCUUCAGCAACAUCUGCCCCAUCCCCAUCCUGCCUAAGAAGCCCCCACCAGAUCUCCCUUUGCACAGCAGCAGCUUCCGGGGACCAACUGGUGAUGGGUUGGACCGAAUUGCAGAUGGCUUGGAACUCCCUGAGCUCCAGGUUGGGGACUGGCUGAUCUUUGAGAACAUGGGGGCCCACACUGUGCUUGCUCCCUCCUCCUUCCAGGGAUCUCAGCCAGCCCAAAUUCACUAUGCUAUGUCCAGAAUGGCCUGGUAAGAUGGUUUCCAGACCGGGAGGAAAGGGGGGAGGGCAUUUCCACCCCAUGAAACAGAAUCCACAAGGGGCCAGAAGUUCUUGGCUUGAAUCCUGCUUCUGCCAUGAAAUUGCUAGACACAAUGUUGAGUUUUAUUACAGGGUGAGCACACUGAAUGCUGAAAUAAUGAGAGCAUAUGAAGUGCAGAGCAUUCUUACAAUACCGGAAUCACUGCCCGGUUGUUUCAAAAACGCAGAACAUUUACAUGCUACUUGUAGGGAGUCAGAUAGAUGACCUGGGAGAAACCAUCCAGAA